This is a messenger RNA of Macadamia integrifolia, 1144 nucleotides long. RefSeq names its product protein TIC 21, chloroplastic. NCBI's taxonomy places the organism in Eukaryota, Viridiplantae, Streptophyta, Magnoliopsida, Proteales, Proteaceae. The record is from RefSeq and is a predicted model, not a curated record. The coding region runs from base 92 to 976 and encodes 294 amino acids. The transcript has 4 exons.
GAACCGUGGAAGAGACAAGAAUCCCAAAUUGCAUAUUUGGAAGUUGGGAACCGCACAGGGGGCCUUGUUCCUGAGCACCACUUACUACCUAAUGCAGACGCUACUGCUACCUGCAGCUCGCUCCAAUGGAGUGGCAUCUGCAUCCUCACCUUUUCCCCAUCUCCCUCGACUCCCUCGUCGGACACUCUCUUACCACCACAACGCUCUUUCGUUCUCCUCUCCCAACAAGUCCUCAGUCUCCUUAUCAUCUCUUCCUCUCCUCGAGUCGCGUUUCGCCUUUGCUCCUCCCUUCUGUGUCUCCUCCAACAAAAGUGGAACUACCGCCUCCGUCAACGCCUCCUCUCCUGUUUCCUCCUCCUUCCCUUCUCCAACUGAUGAAUCCGAAAAGACUAAGCUCGAUCAGGUUGCCAAGAGACUGGAGAACGCUUCCAGAUAUUUCAAGCGGUUGGGUAGUUUAGGGUUUUGGGGACAGCUGGUUUGUACUGUAGUUUCCGCUGUAAUUCUAUCCUUCUCCGUUGUCGUUACUGGGAAAAUUUCUUCGCCACCUACGUUCUAUUGUACUGCUGGAGGGAUUGCCGCCGCCUUCAUUUCCGUCUUUUGGUCCUUUGGUUAUAUCCGUCUGUCGGAUAGGCUUCGUAAGACUGCAAGCGAUCCUUCAAAGGCUCCCCCUCGAGCUGAAGUUGUAAAGAGCUUGAGGAAUGGUAUAGUGGUGAACCUUCUGGGAAUGGGUGCUGCGAUUCUUGGCAUGCAAGCUACAGUAGGGCUAUUAGUUGCAAAGGCCCUUACUUCCUCAGUAAAUCCUUACUACCAGGGCACUCCUGGUUACAGUCCUGUGCUAGCUUUGGAUGUAUUCUUGGUUCAGGCCUCAGCCAACACCAUUCUCUCUCAUUUCUUGGGGCUCGUUUUCUCAUUGGAGCUAUUGCGGUCAGUUACAUUACCACCCACAGAAGCUACUCCAAUUGCCAGACUUGCUUAAGCUUCUACUAUUGCAUGGUGAAGGAAAUUCGAUCCAGAUCUUCUGUAGAGGAAAUUUGAUUUUGGAUCCUGAUUUCAACAUAAGGAAUGUUUUAAGUAUUUCUGUGAGAUUAUUAAUGUACUUUUGAAUCGUUUACUCAAUUCAAGAUCUCAUUUCCCUUCUGUGUGA